Molecule: messenger RNA, 3384 nt
Organism: Drosophila subpulchrella
Lineage: Eukaryota; Metazoa; Arthropoda; Insecta; Diptera; Drosophilidae
Gene: lds
Product: transcription termination factor 2
Exons: 5
Coding region: 89-3313 (1074 amino acids)
Molecular function (GO): ATP binding; ATP-dependent chromatin remodeler activity
Source: RefSeq, a predicted model, not a curated record
UCGGUUAGGUGGCAACCUCAACAUGCUGUCAUUCUGAAUUAAAUGGCGCUGUUUUCCCAAGCAUUUUUAAUAAAGUAGCUGUCCAAAAAUGUCCAGUGAAAGUGAUCAGUAUUACAGCGACGAGGAGGAGAUUUCGGUGGUUAACAACACGAGCUCUGGGCGAUCAAGCAAAUCCUCGCGUCCCGUCAGCCAAAAUAGCAAGGGCGAUGGCGUGGUCAUAGAUGAAACGGAGUCGGAGGAGGAGUCCCAGCUGGUGGAGCAAUCGGGGGAAUCGGAGGAUACCGAGGAGGGGUCGGGCGACUCUGAGGACGACAUUGUCAGGCCGCCCGCCAGGAGCACCAAAAAGAAGCCACUGGGGAUAAGUUCCGAUACCGAGGAUGAGGAAGAAGAGCUGAACGACAGCGUGCAUUCACUCGCCAGAAUCACCAAGAAGAAGACACUGGCGAUCCCCUCGGAAAGCGAGGAUGACGACGAAGAGCUGGAACAACGCGCCCUGUCUCCCAGCACUCGCAUGAGCAUCACUGGCGUGCGUGUCGCCGACUUCAGCGAUGGCGACAGCGAGAUCGAGUACAGCGAUGAGAAGGAGGAGACGCCCCGGGCAGCCGCUACCGAAGAUCUUGUGCCGCGCUACACAACCCACUUCGCGGGCAAUAUCCAAGAGACCCUCCAUUCGACCCUCGGAGCUGCGGAUUUUGAGCCCCAAAACGACUCCAGUGGCAGUGACGUGCUCAUACUCAGCAACAGGGAGACACCCAUUGAGAUAUUAUCCAGUACGGAUGAAGAAGCCAGCUACAACAAAGAGAACAUGUCCGGCCCUCCGUUUAUGCGUCCUUCUAGGUCCUACUCGCCCAGGAGUAGCGCUGGCGCUCCAGUGGUUAAGACCACCAAAAAUCUCAGCCAGCCCACGAUACAGGCGGCUCUUAAGCAGAGGACUUCGCCCGGCGCACAACGUCGCUCGCGGGUUAAGACCGAGGACCAGAAGGUGGUCAGCCAGGCGGUCUACGAAGAGGAGAUACGCAAGCUGGCCGAAAAGCGUGUUCAGCUGUCCGACGCGGAAAAGUUGUUCGAAAAAGUGGCCCACAAGCUACCCGACAGAGGCAGCCAGAUUAGAAAACGCAUCGACAUUCUCCGCCAGGAGCUCGAAGGGGUUACUCAAUACGUGAGCGGACUAAAGGUGGAGCCGAGCAAGGUGCCCGCCAUCAAGGUGGUUAAGCCAGCAUUUAAUGCACCUAGAGCCCCAUUAGUCGACGCACCAGACUGGGACGAGUUGUCGGCGGCGGUCCAUCAGAUACAGCCCGUCUACACGGGAGCCCAGGGAAUGGCCACGUUCAAUAACCAGAAGGCAUUGACCCUUGAAUCUCUGAAGGACCUCCAUGGUUCACUGAAGGAUUGCCCUGGUCCCGAAGUACUGGCGGAGGAUCCCCAGGGCUUAAAAGUAACGCUUAUGGACCACCAAAAGCAUGCCUUAGCUUGGAUGUCGUGGCGCGAACGUCAGCUUCCUCGCGGAGGAAUUCUGGCUGACGACAUGGGCCUGGGCAAGACCUUGACCAUGAUCUCAUCCGUGCUGGCAUGCAAGAAUCGGCAGGAAAGGGGCGAGGGUGAAGAUCAUAGCAGUGACGAAGACGAUGACGAUGAUAAAAACAAAAAACGCAAAAGUACAGGCGGAUGGAGCUCAAAGGGUCGCAAGGACACCCACAAGGGUGGCACUUUGGUGGUGUGCCCGGCCAGCCUGUUGCGUCAGUGGGAGAGCGAAGUGGAAUCCAAGGUGGCCCGCCAUAAGCUGACCGUUUGCGUGCACCACGGCAACAACCGGGAGACCAAGGGCAAGCACCUUCGCACCUACGACAUCGUGGUGACAACAUACCAAAUUGUGGCACGGGAGCACAAGAAUUUGAGCGCCGUGUUUGGCGUUAAGUGGCGUCGAAUCAUCCUGGAUGAGGCUCAUGUGGUGCGCAACCACAAGUCGCAGUCAUCACUGGCAGUAAGCGAUUUGCGGGGAAAAUACCGUUGGGCGUUGACUGGUACUCCUAUCCAAAACAAGGAGCUCGAUGUGUACGCGCUGCUGAAGUUUCUGCGCUGCUCUCCUUUCGAUGAUUUGCACACAUGGAAGAAGUGGAUUGACAACAAGAGCGCUGGCGGUCAGAACCGCCUCAAUCUGCUGAUGAAGUCGCUAAUGCUGAGGCGCACCAAGGCACAGCUCCAGUUGGAUGGCAAGCUGAACAAUCUGCCCAACAAGGAGCUGCGCUUGAUGGAGAUUUCGCUGGGCACUGAAGAGAUGAAUGUUUACCAAACGGUGAUGACUUAUUCUAAGACCCUUUUUGCUCAGUUUCUCCAUCAGCGUGCCGAGAAGGACACGGACUUUAAUUACAGGAGCGAUGCCAACAAACCGACCUACAAUCAAAUUAAAGAUCCCAAUGGUGCAUACUAUAAAAUGCACGAAAAGUUCUCUAAAAUGGCCGGGAGCAAACGGGAGGUAAAGUCUCAUGAUAUUCUGGUGCUAUUGCUGCGCCUGCGGCAGAUUUGCUGUCAUCCCGGACUGAUUGACGCGAUGCUGGAUGGAGAAGAUGCCCAAAAUGUGGACGGGCACAGUAGUGACAGCGACUCGCCGGAAAUCGACUUGUUGGCACAACUCAAUAAACUGGCUAUCACAGACAACUCCACCGAAUCUCAGCCUUCUGCUGCCUUUGGAGGCGAUACCAGCCUUCCGCUGGGGGCAGAUGAAGCUCGUAUCGCCAAGGCUUCCAAGAAUCUCCUUAAGCGCACAAACCCGGUAUUUAAUCUAAACCGCCCUUCCUCAAAAAUAUCCCACGUGAUAAAAAUACUCAAAACAUCGAUUUUGAGGGGCACGGACGAUAAGGCCAUAGUGGUAUCGCAGUGGACAUCAGUGUUGGACAUUCUGCGCGAUCAUUUGCAUAAGGACAGUGUGCCGACCCUGUCGCUGAAUGGAUCCAUUCCGGUGAAAAACCGACAGGACAUUGUGAACCAGUUCAACGACCCGAAAAAUCCAAAGCGCGUUCUUUUGCUAUCCCUCACUGCUGGCGGUGUGGGUUUGAACUUAAUUGGGGCCAAUCACUUACUGCUCUUGGACCUCCACUGGAAUCCCCAGUUGGAGGCUCAGGCCCAGGACCGAAUCUACCGCGUUGGCCAAAAAAAAGACGUAAUCAUCUACAAGUUCAUGUGCGUGGACACUGUUGAGCAGCGAAUCAAAGCCCUGCAAGAUAAGAAGUUGGAGCUUGCAAAUGGCGUCCUUACAGGCUCCACAGUUAGUUCCAAACUCACCAUAGACGACCUUAAAGGUCUGUUUGGAAUGUGACCUUCAUACGGCUGUUCAAUUUUUAUAAUUUUACUUGUCGUUCCAUGUAAGCAUUUCGAAAAAACCGCUUU